CAACUCACUUGUACCCCCUUAUCCUACGUCGAAGGUGAACUCAGCGGCAGCUUCCGUUCCUGGCCUCGUCUGACAGGGGUGCCGAAGGACGCCAAAAAAGAUAAUUCCACAGCCUCACCUUCGUCCGGAAUUCAAGUAAACAUUGCAGCACACGAAUCCAACAGAUCAGCAGAGGGAAAGAAGCAAUUCUCGCCACAGUCACCGAUACCGAACGGUCUGAAUUUAUGGAAUCGUCUCUUGCCCUGAAAUCUUCUAACCUUCUAAGAGUGACUCACGUCAAAUUUUGAAACCCCACGUUGCGGAUGAAUGCUAUUCAGCCCAAUUCGGAGUACCGGUUCAAGAGGACCAUUCAGCUGUUUUGCAGCAGACUUUGUGUUUGAACUCUACAAGAUAUUGUUUCGCAAAGACCCUCGGAAAGACUUAUGCAUUGCGAGCGAACAUCCUACCAUAAUGCCGUCGACAGACUCACCUUCAGCCGUGGAAACGUCGCAACCAGAAGUUGCUGCCCCACUGGCACAGACUCAACCGAAUGGAAAAGGAAAGCAACCGGAAGGGGCUCAGCAAUCAUCGGCUAAUACAGAGAAAUCAAAGUCGAACAGCAAUGGAAAGCCAGCGGGAAAUGCACAGGAGACAAGUUCGACAAAGAAGCUUACGCCUGCCGAAUUGAAGAAGAAAGCAAAGGAAGAGAAAGCAGCACGGAGAGCACAAACUGUUGCAGCGAAGGAGGCGGAAAGUGCACCAGCGGCUCCAGAGCUUUCCCCAGCAGGCCCAUCCACAGUACCUCAACCAGCAGGAGGUACCUCGGGGUCUCAGCAGAGAGGAGAUGGACAGAAGGGUUCCAGGACACAGCAAAGAACAGGAGGUCCAGUUGGUAAUUCGCGGAAUUUGCCUUUCCGGGGAUCGCAAAAGGUUGCUGCUGCUACUGCAGCACCUGUUGUUCCAAAGAAAGAAGACAAGACGGUCGAGUUCUUCAGACAUCUGUACAGACAAAGGACAACCUCGAUUGCGGAUGCAAGUAAAGAGGUUCAUCCUGCGGUUCUAGCAUUAGGCCUGCAGAUGGGCAACUAUACAAUCUGUGGAAGCUGUGCUAGACUAGUUGCUAUGCUACAGGCAUUCAAGAGCGUUAUCGAAGCAUAUACAACUCCUCCUGGUAACUCACUUACACGACAUCUGACAUCGCAUGUCCUCUCACCCCAAAUCGACUAUCUGGCCUCCUGCCGUCCUAUCUCAAUAUCUAUGGGCAAUGCAAUUCGCUGGCUUAAGCUUGAGAUCUCGAAAGUCGAUGUUGAUACUCCAGAAGCGGAGGCCAAGAAAGAUCUCUGCGGAGCUAUUGAUGUCUUCCUUCAAGAGCGUGUCACUUAUGCCGAUAAGCUUAUAGCAAAAAAAGCAGCCGGGAAGAUCAAGGACGGAGAUGUCAUUAUGACAUAUGCGAAGAGUAGCGUAGUACAGAGAACACUCCUUAGAGCCUUCAGCAAAGGAAAGAGAUUCAAGGUUAUUGUCGUUGACUCACGACCAUUGCAUGAAGGGAAACAUCUGGCAGCAGCUUUGGUUAAUCUGGGUAUGGAUGUCCAAUAUUGCUUGCUAAAUGGGCUAGUUCACGUCAUUCAAAAUGUGACGAAGGUUUUAUUGGGAGCUCAUGCCAUGAUGAGCAAUGGUCGAUUGUUUGCUAGAGUGGGAACAGCUAUAGUAGCUAUGGAAGCCAACGAGGCUGACAAGCCAGUAAUUGUCCUUUGCGAGACAAUCAAGUUUACGGAGAGAGUGGCUUUGGACUCAAUUGUUCACAACGAGAUAGCUCCAGCUGAUGAGCUUGUCACACCUGGUGGACCACUUACGAAUUGGGAAGAUAUGAAGAAGUUGCAAAUAUGCAACAUGAUGUAUGAUGUCACCCCUGCCGAAUACCUUCACAUGAUCGUCACAGAAUCAGGCAAUGUGCCACCAACAGCGGUACCAGUCCUGCACAGAAUGGGCAACGAGAGCGGUUGAAAGAGGAGGAUACCAGCACUAUCUAGAGGCUGCGUUGCUGCAAAGCUAGGCAAAGGUAUAAGUCAUCUCGAUGGGCGCACCUGUGUACGAUAUGUAAUGAAGAUAUGUCGGAUGCACAGUUUCACAAGGCUACUCAGCACUAUGCUCAGACAUUAGAUUGAGCAUAAUUGCUCUGCUUACGAAAGUCGUUAUCUCAAG
This is a messenger RNA of Mollisia scopiformis, 2181 nucleotides long. RefSeq names its product IF-2B-domain-containing protein. The transcript is spliced from 2 exons. Bases 451 to 1983 code for a protein of 510 amino acids. NCBI's taxonomy places the organism in Eukaryota, Fungi, Ascomycota, Leotiomycetes, Helotiales, Mollisiaceae. The record is from RefSeq and is a predicted model, not a curated record.